Molecule: messenger RNA, 552 nt
Organism: Scedosporium apiospermum
Lineage: Eukaryota; Fungi; Ascomycota; Sordariomycetes; Microascales; Microascaceae
Product: 54S ribosomal protein L12, mitochondrial
Exons: 2
Coding region: 1-552 (183 amino acids)
Biological process (GO): translation
Cellular component (GO): ribosome
Molecular function (GO): structural constituent of ribosome
Source: RefSeq, a predicted model, not a curated record
AUGUCUCUAUCAUACAGGUACGCGGCACAGCGCUGCGCGCGCCAAUUGCGAUCUGCCGGUUCCUUCCGAUACGCCGCGCCGAUAGUCUCGACCCCUAGGCGAUGGAACUCGACCGAGGCCGCUGCCGCUCCCGAGAACCCCAAGAUUGCUGCUAUCGUCGACCAGAUUAGCCAGCUCACCCUCCUAGAGACUGCGGAUCUCGUUUCUAGCUUAAAGACCCGACUCAACCUUCCCGAUGUCCCAAUUGGUGCCUUCGCUGCCGGCCCUGCCGCGGGCGCUCCAGCGGCAGCUCCCGCUGCUGAGGAGGCGGAAGAGGAGGCCCCUGCUGCUGCCGAGAAGAGCGUCUUCACCCUCAAGCUGACCGGCUUCGAAGCGACUUCCAAGCCCAAGGUUAUCAAGGAGAUCAAGAACCUUCUCGGUCUCAGUCUAGUGGACAGCAAGAAGUUCGUGGAGAGCGCGCCCAAGGUGAUGAAGGAGAACGUGCCCAAGGAUGAGGCCGAAAAGAUCAUCGAGACCCUCAAGGCGCUCGGUGGCACCGUGACGAUGGAGUAA